Molecule: messenger RNA, 942 nt
Organism: Pteropus alecto (black flying fox)
Lineage: Eukaryota; Metazoa; Chordata; Mammalia; Chiroptera; Pteropodidae
Product: olfactory receptor 13D1-like
Biological process (GO): G protein-coupled receptor signaling pathway
Cellular component (GO): membrane
Molecular function (GO): G protein-coupled receptor activity; olfactory receptor activity
Source: RefSeq, a predicted model, not a curated record
AUGCAGAUGGGGAAUUAUUCAGCUGCGAAUGAAUUCUUUCUGAUAGGACUUUCCCAAUACCCAGAGCUCCAGCUUUUUCUGUUUGUGCUCUGCCUCAUCAUGUAUGCGAUGAUCCUCCUGGGAAACAGCUUCCUCAUCAUCAUCUGCACACUAGACUCUCACCUCCACACCCCCAUGUAUUUCUUCCUUGGAAACCUCUCAUUUUUGGACAUCUGUUACACAUCAUCGUCCAUUCCUCCGAUGCUUGUUGUGUUUGUGUCUGAGAGAAAAUCCAUCUCCUUCAUUGGCUGUGCUCUGCAGAUGGUUGUCUCUCUCUGUUUGGGUUCCACUGAGUGUGUCCUCCUGGCUGUGAUGGCCUAUGACCGGUAUGUGGCCAUCUGCAACCCACUGAGGUACCCCAUCAUCAUGAACAAGGCGCUAUAUGUGCACAUGGCUGCGUGGUCUUGGAUCGUAGGCUGUCUAAACUCCUUAGUGCAAACAGUCCUGACGAUGGUGUUGCCUUUCUGUGGGAAUAAUGUUAUUGACCAUCUUACCUGUGAGAUAUUGACCCUUCUUAAACUCAUAUGCCCAGAUAUCACUAUCAAUGUGCUUAUCAUGACAGUGACAAAUAUUGUUUCAUUGGUGAUUCCUCUACUGUUAAUUUUCAUCUCCGAUGUUUUCAUCCUAUCUUCGAUCCUGAGAAUUAAUUCUACUGAGGGAAGAAAAAAAGCCUUUUCUACCGGUUCGGCCCACCUGACUGGAGUCAUCUUAUUCUAUUGUUCAGCCCUUUUUAUGUAUAUAAGCCCAAGUCAAAGGACCAACACUUCUGACGAAAUCAUCGGGAUGUCUUAUAAGGUGGUAACCCCGAUGUUGAACCCCCGUAUCUACAGCCUGAGGAAUAAAGAGGUAAAAGCAGCUUUGAAGAAAGUCCUGAGCAGAGAUCUGUAUUUAUUUAAAACAUAA